Ochotona curzoniae (black-lipped pika) is the source of this 5287-nucleotide messenger RNA. RefSeq names its product consortin, connexin sorting protein (gene CNST). Gene Ontology annotation, cellular component: trans-Golgi network; plasma membrane; transport vesicle. The transcript has 11 exons. Bases 759 to 2900 code for a protein of 713 amino acids. The record is from RefSeq and is a predicted model, not a curated record. Gene Ontology annotation, biological process: positive regulation of Golgi to plasma membrane protein transport. Gene Ontology annotation, molecular function: connexin binding. NCBI's taxonomy places the organism in Eukaryota, Metazoa, Chordata, Mammalia, Lagomorpha, Ochotonidae.
UGUUAAAAUGAAGAAUGUAGGUUUAUGGAAGGAUCAUGUAAGAAAUCCAAGUUUUCCAGUAUUUACACAAUAACAUGCAAAGUCCCAGGUGAAACUAAUUUUAGUAUAUUGGAUUUAAGCCUACAUAUUAUUUUACUUGCAAUCAGUUAAUAGGCUAUUUAACUUUUUUUUUUUUUUGCUAGAUCUAUUACAUCUGUUUUGCAGCACAAUUCAAAAAUGCUCUGUAGUCACAUGGAACUAAUGACUGUUUAUGGGGCAGCACAUGCUGAAACACUGCCAGGUAGUGCUUAAGGUGCCUUCUUAUUCUGAGAAUCUUACUUUAUAAACACUUUUUCCUCAAGAUGCUGUGAAUUUCAGACUGAAGAAGUGGCUUUAAUGCCUUCCUCUUCCUGUUGACUGUGUUCCCUCUGAGCUUGGUGAACACAGGCCCAGGGCCCAGUGCGUGCUCAGUGAUGAGUCGGGUGCGCAGUCAUUUCCUGGGAUGUCAUUGUUAGAGUUAUUUAGGUCUGCUUGUCAACAGUGUGUCAAGCAGUGUGUGAGUCCCUAUCUACUAAGUAGAUCGGCAUUAAGCUGGGGCAAUUUGAGAACUCCUGGAAGCCUGAACAGUUGCAGUGAAACAACCAAGGGAUUCAGAAGAAAGCCAAAGAUCACUGAGACUUCACAGAGGUUAGAAAAUGAAGUAGCCUUUUCUCCUUCAGUCACUGUAGACAUGGAAGGGCUUUAAGAAGACCUCAAACGGUUCAACAAAGGAUGCUCUAAUGGAUGACAGUGAUAUCCCUACAUAUAAUCUGCAGAGAGAACCACAAGAUGGGUGUCAGCCUGGUGACAGCGUGGAAAGGAAAGUAACCCACUUGCCUCCCGUGUCAGAUGAAAAUGAAAACCAGCUUGAUGGAAGUGGGUCUGAGCCCCUGACCAGCCACGACAGCACAAUGGGAAAACCUAAAGUAAUUGAGCAGGACAGUCUCAACAAUAAUGAAAACUAUGCUUCCAGCUGUGAGGCAGCUGCCAGUGAGCUCUUGGAAAAUACUGCUUGUGAAGGCUCCAGAGAUGGACACACCCUUGGAAAGGACCAAAGAACACCUGGGAAAAGAAUCUCAAGAAGUAAAAAAGGUACUGACAAGAAGACACUGUCAGGGCUUUCAUCAGAAGAUGCUACACCUUUAAUGCAAGAAAAGAUACAAAGUAUAGCCACUCAUGCUGUUGAUGAUGAAGAGGUUGCUGAAGUAAAUGCAAAUAAUCAACCUGAAUCUCCAACACAAGUUCUGCAAUCUUUGUUCUCACUUAUACGAGGUGAAGUUGAACAGUUGGACUCAAGAGCACUGCCUCUUUGUCUUCAUCAGAUAGCAGAGUCCUACUUUCAGGAGGAGGACUAUGAGAAAGCCAUGAAAUUCAUUCAACUUGAACGAUUAUAUCAUGAGCAGUUGCUUGCAAAUCUUUCUGCCAUUCAAGAACAGUGGGAAACAAAAUGGAAAACCGUACAACCACAUGCAAUCACAUCUCUAAGGAAUUCAGAGAAGGCAUUUAAUGGUGAAGAUUUUGAACGGCUUACUAAGUUUUGCACAACACAUCAAGAUCCUCUUUUAACCAAACAUAAGAUAGCAGCUGUGGAAAGAUCCUUGCGAAAAAGAAGCUUUCCUCAGUUAAUAGCCUCCAAAGAACCGAAGGAGAGAGGAACCGCAACCGGAGACUCAGAGAGUGAGGCCGUGGAGCCGGGUACAGAGAGCCAGCAGCAGGAAGAUCCCCCAGAGAGCGGCGGCUGCGGUGAUCCCCUGGCGGAGCAGGCAGUCACCGCAGCGAAGGACCACAGGGAGGAGCUGCUUGGCAGCGCAGGAGCCAAGCUGGAGCUCCACGCCCAGUCCGCGGAGACAGCCCGAAGCAGAACUGGGCCAGACGCUGCCGAGAAUGCCUGUGUGGAUAACAGCCAUCUGCAGCUGGCUCAGGCCGACCACUGCCCAGAUGUGGCCACGGCAGGGGGUGUUGCUGAAGACCCUAAGGUUUCACCUCCCGGAGACCCAGCCACGGAGCCGCUCACGGUACCAGGCUGUGACUCUGUCCCUGCUGCGUUGACUUCUGAGAGUAAAUAUUCGCAGACUAGGAGGAAAGAACUCCGUCUACCACUUCAGAGUGUGUUGCCCACAGGCCAACCUGAGAACAAUGAAUUAAAUGAACUGCAGCAACCUGAUCUCACUGACAGUGAUGGGAAGUCGCUGCGGGGUCACGGUGACUCGCAGGGUUCUGGGAAUGCACUUUGUGAAAAGAAUGACUUAUCUGACUUAAGUCCACCACUGCUGCCUCGGGCGCGUAUGGCCCCAGAGGAAAAGGGAGAGCAGGAAGACCCAGUCGCUAAGGAAACCGAAGACUAUUUGAACAGCCUUCUGGAAGGGUGCUUACCAGACCCUGAGGAGGAUUCCCUUUGGUGUGAAGACAGCCAGGAGGAGGACUCGGAGCUGCUUCAGGACCUUUCUCCUGAGGAAGACUCCUACAGUCUCCAGGAGAAUCUGCCUGAUGACAACUGUCUUUCUCUUGAUGAUCUUGCCAAGAGGAUAGAAAUUGCCGAGGUUGUUCCUGCUGAAGGACUGGUCUCUAUCCUAAAGAAGAGGAAUGAUACUGUAGGAGAUCAUUCUGCCCAGAUGCAACAGAAACCGUCGAAGCGAAAAGUAAGAUUUCAAGAAAUAGACGACAGCUUGGAUCCAGAUGAAGUUGGAAAUGGCUCAUGUAUUUUACUCAUCUUGCUGUGCAUAGCAACGGUUUUCCUGAGUGUUGGAGGGACUGCAUUGUAUUGCACUUUUGGUGACGUGGAGUCACCUGUUUGUACAGACUUUGCAGACAACGUGGACUUCUAUUACACCAAGUUACUGCAGGGAAUGGCAGAACUUAAACACUGGAUCUACCUCUCCUAGCACCAUUCAAGAGGGACAAGCAUGCUGGCAGUGAGAAUGAAAGAUGUGAACCUCUGUAAAUCUCUUUUUUUUAUUUCAGGAGUUCUGUAGCCUCCUCCCCCAAACCCCAGGGAGGAACCAGGGGCGACUCUGAAUGGCCCUCCAGAUGAGCCGUGCUAGAAUAGAAUCAUCCCUGUAAUGAGGCAGGGGGGAAUCUAAGCCCUGCAGAUGGAAGGGAAGAUCCCUAGGACACUGGCCCCUGCUGUUCCUCUCCGCCCCUCAGGUAGUGAUGUACACUGAGCAGAGCUGGCCAGGGCAGCCCUGGAACCACACACUGUUUUUAGCUGUCAUGUGAAGCUCAUGGUUAAAGGAUACUUUUGGUUUACAUAUGUUGGUCCAUAGCCAUUGCUUCCAAGCAUCAUGCAAUAUUGACCCCCAACCCCCGCUUUUUUUUUUUUUUUAAGUUAACCUUGGGAGCCAUGUAAUACAGGCUUUUUUUGGCCAUUAUUUUCAGAUCCUGUUUUUCCAGUUUGUGAAACUGAGUGUGUAUGUUUCAGUCAGUUAUCAUAAGCAAAUAACAAACAGAAAUUAUCUUUAUUCUUUUAUUUUUACUAUGAUGUGCAGGCACAAAUCUGUGAAGAAGGCUUAACAUGGACUAGAUGAACUGUAAAAAUCUUGGCCCUGAAGUGAGCAACUGUGACAGAUAUGUGGCAGUUAUCAUGAUUAAGUAUAUAGAAAUUAAUCACAGGCAAAAAGGCAACAUUGAAGAGCUCCCCCGGAGUGUCAGUGCUUGGUCAUGAACUCAGUACCUCCUCAAAUGAUGUGUGCUGGACUGGACUCAGCAAACACUCCCUGGGCACCUGUUACACUUUGAGAAUCUCUAAGACCCAGAAUACAAAUAAGAUGUAAUUCCUGCUAUAGAUGUUUUAAUUCUGGUCAUAUGUAAAAUAAAUCAGUAGUUUGGCAAAUGAAAUUAAUUCACCAUAUGUAAAUCAGUAUUAGCAGAUCACGCAUUCAAGUGUUGCAACGUACCUUCAAUAUCACAGGCUUGAUUUUAGACUUUGCUGUGUGGUCAUUUGAUGAAAAUUCAAUCAUAACCUGAAUAGGCAGGUAUCAUUUUUCUGUAGAUCUGUCAGUUCGGUGGCCUUUCCUUAUUUCACAUACAGUGGUCUCCCAUUGAAGAAGCCUGGCUUUGACUUUUUAUAUCCUAGGCAGCAUUUUAAAACGAACAUGAAUUAUAGUUUUUUAGCCAAGUGAUCAUUAUUUUCUGUUUUUCUUUUAGGAUUAUUAUAAAGAAAAAGGGAAGAAAUUACUUUCUAGUUGUUACUGGCUGGUACAGUACCUCCCUUGAUGAUUUUGCUUAUUUAUUUAGACUGUAUGAAUUCUAGAAGGGCUUUUCCCAUCUGUGGGGAGCGUGCUGCAGAGCAUGCGUGUGGUUCAUCCCUGUGUCAGCUGUUUAAUUACUGUGUACUUAGUGUUUGGAUUUUCUCUCUUUCAGAUUGAUGCAUUUUUAGGCUUGUUUAUUUUGAAAUGGGUGUCUCACUUUUCACUUACAAUGCUGUUUGAUUUGUCUUUCAUGUCACCAUAAACUGUAAUAUUUUCAAGGAUUAUAGAUCAAAGAUAUUUAUUUAGAGGUGUACAAGAUGCUGAAAUUUAGAUUCCUUAUACUUAAGGCCGACUUUAUUAGAAGAUUAUUUUAAUGUUCGAUUAUGAAUUUUAAGAAUUUGUAUUGUAAUUGUAUGUUAAGUAUGUAAAGCGUCAACGGUUCCCUCUUUGUGGCUCUGUAAAGGCCUUCCACAAAGCCUGCUGUAGUGGGGGCAGCCUCGCUGGUCAGCCUCUCCCACUUUGCCCUCGUACUGUCUAGUUACUGAUGUUUGGGGAUGCUGAUUUCUGCCAGUCUAAUGUCGAGAUACAUACCCUCUGAUUCACUUCUCUCAGGUUCCCCUCGGAGUCCUGUGGAUAAGGUGGUCAAUUUUUCCUAUGGCUCACUGGGGCCACUUUGGAAACCCAAGUUCUCCCCAGGAACCUGCAGACCAAAAUGAAAGAAUGAAGGUAAUUCCAUGACAGUCUUAGAGACCCAUGUGGGUGAGCUCACCACACUGUGAGGGUUGGGGAGGCAAGCGCAGGGGUAUCCUGCUGUCUUGACUUAAAACAGGCAUGAAGUCUCAACUAGAAAAAUUAAGACAGUUUUUGAAAAUUGUAAUAGUCACUUACUGCAUGAGUUGGAGUAAUUACACCUGAUGAUGAAAAGAUUGUUCUCUGACACAUAAGACAAUUCAUCCAGCUUCACUGAAAUGUAAUGUUUCCCAUCAUUGGAAAAAGCAAGUAUUUGUUGUAACUAAUCUUCCCUAAGAACUGUACUGAGGGUAUCAAAUCGAGCUUGUGAUUUAAAACCUACACCAACAAAA